UUGCUAUUGGAUGACAUUCUCACAUCUUUCGCACUCUAUUGGUUGUCACGGUCCCGUGAAUUGCUGAGGCAGUGUGCUAGUGUUUUGGUGGGUGAAAAGAGGAAGCGGGUGUGGAAAAUGUCCGGUUACAGGAGCCAGAUUAGUAAAAGCAAAGACCCGUCAGGAUUACUCAUCUCUGUGAUCAGAACCCUUUCAACCAGUGAUGAUGUGGAAGACAGGGAGACCGAGAAAGGACGUCUGGAGGAGGCUUAUGAAAAGUGUGACAGUGACUUGGAUGAAAAGAUUGAGCAGCACUUCACUGAACUGACUACUGCCAUUCGUACUUACCAGAGCAUAACUGAACGCAUUACCAGUUCACGCAACAAGAUCAAGCAGGUAAAAGAAAAUCUGCUGUCCUGCAAAAUGCUACUUCACUGCAAGCGAGAUGAAUUAAGAAAGCUGUGGAUUGAGGGCAUUGAACACAAACAUGUCUUGAAUCUCUUGGAUGAAAUUGAGAACAUCAAGCAAGUGCCACAGAAACUUGAACAGUGUAUGGCUAGCAAGCAUUACCUCAGUGCUACCGACAUGCUGGUAUCUGCUGUUGACUCCUUGGAAGGGCACUUACUUCAGGUGGAGGGGCUUAGUGAUCUGCGACUGGAGCUUCAUAGUAAGAAGCUGAACAUGCAUUCUGUGCUGAUUGAUGAGCUGCACCGUCAUCUUUACAUUAAAUCAACUAGCCGGUUAGGGCAGUGGAAUAAAGAUAAAAUGAGGAGCAGCUUACUUGUGAAGGAUUCUCCAGUACCUCUUGUAGAUGUUACCAAUUUAUCAACACCUCGUAAAUUAUUUGAUGGCUCCCAUUUUGGGACUCCUUCUUGCUCAAGUGUCAAAGAGCUGAAUCUAGAGGACAUAAAAGAGGACUCUGACUCUGACCCUGAGGAGAACAGCAAAGUUUUUAUGGGGAUUCUUAUCAAAGGUCUGGCUAAGCUGAAGAAAAUCCCAGAGACUGUUAAAGCCAUAAAAGAACGUUUAGAGCAGGAAUUAAAGCAAAUUGUGAAAAGGUCCACUACUCAGGUAGCAGAUAGUGGCUAUCAGAGAGGAGAGAAUAAUACUCAGGAAAACCAACCACGGUUGCUUCUGGAACUGCUGGAGCUUCUCUUUGAUAAAUUUAAUGCUGUGGCCUCAGCCCAUUCGGUGGUUUUGGGACAUCUGCAGCAGACUGUGGCAUCUCCCACCAGCCAAUCUGAUGGUGAUACAAAGCUUUAUGACAUGGCUGAAGUAUGGGUAAAAAUCCAAACAGUUCUUCAGAUCCUGCUUACUGAGUACCUUGAUAUGAAAAACACCAGAGCAUCCUCUGAGGCAUCGACCCAGCUGAGUUAUGCCAGCACUGGCAGGGAAUUUGCUGCAUUCUUUGCAAAGAAGAAACCCCAAAGGCCUAAGAACUCCCUUUUCAAGUUUGAGUCGUCUUCACAUGCAAUUAGCAUGAGCGCUUAUUUAAGAGAGCAGAGGAGGGAGCUCUACAGCAAGAGUGGGGAACUGCAAGGUGGUCCCGAUGAUAACCUGAUUGGUGGAGGAACACGGUUUGUCUGUAAACCAGGUGCCAGAAAUAUCACCAUAAUAUUCCAUCCCUUGCUCAGAUUUAUACAAGAGAUUGAGCAUGCCAUGGGGUUAGGCCCAGCUAAGCAAUGCCCACUGCGUGAGUUCCUCACCAUGUAUAUCAAAAACAUCUUCCUACAUCAGGUGAUAGCAGAAAUCAACAAAGAAAUAGAAGGUGUCACAAAGGUAUCAGAUCCUUUGAAAAUCUUGGCAAGUGCUGACACCAUGAAAACUCUUGGAGUCCAGCGCCCACUACUCCAGAGCACAGUUAUUGUGGAAAAAACAGUUCAGGAUUUGAUGAAUUUGAUGCGUGACCUCAGUGCUUACUCAGAUCAGUUCCUUAAUAUGGUGUGUGUGAAACUACAAGAAUAUAAGGACACUUGCAGUGCUGCAUUCAGGACAAUCGUUCAGUCUGAGGAGAAGUUGGUGAUAAGUGCUUCAUGGGCCAAGGAUGAUGACAUCACCAGGCUUUUAAAGUCUCUUCCCAAUUGGCUAAACAUGGCCCAGCCUAAACAAUUACGUCCAAAGAGAGAAGAGGAGGAAGAUUUUGUACGAGCUGCUUUUGCCAAGGAGUCUGAAGUCCUGAUUGGAAACCUUGGUGAUAAACUCAUUCCACAGGCAGAGAUCAUGGGGGAUGUCAGUGACCUGAAAGCCUUGGCGAAUUUACAUGAGAGCCUGGAGUGGUUGGCUGGAAGGCUGAAAGCAGCUAUUGCCAGUUUGCCAAGUUCACAGACAAUGUCCCCUGGCUCAGACAGCAUUGUGAGUGUGGAUAUCCCAGUUCUUUCUGAACUGAUCUUACAAACUUUAAGUGAGCUGGCGAAGUCAUUCCAGGACAUGUCGGACCGCUGCCUUCUGGUCUUACACUUGGAAGUCAGAGUUCAUUGCUUUCAUUAUCUCAUCCCCUUGGCCAAGCAAGGAAAUUAUGCCAUUGUUGCCAAUGUGGAAAGCAUGGACUAUGACCCCCUGAUAGUUCGUCUCAACAAGGACAUUAGUGGCAUUGAAGAGGCAAUGGGCGCCAGUCUUCAGCAGCACAAGUUUCAAUACAUCUUUGAAGGUCUAGGUCAUCUUAUUUCUUGCAUCCUGAUUAAUGGUGCCCAGUACUUCAAGCGUAUAAGUGAGUCUGGUAUCAAGAAAAUGUGCAGGAAUAUCUUCGUUCUCCAGCAGAAUCUUACUAACAUCACUAUGUCCCGAGAGGCAGAUCUGGACUUUGCAAGGCAGUACUAUGAGAUGAUGUACAACACUGCGGAUGAGCUGUUAAAUCUGGUGGUGGAUCAGGGAGUGAAAUACACAGAGCUGGAGUAUAUCAAUGCAUUAAGCCUCCUCCACCGCAGCCAAACUGGAGUAGGAGAUCAGACAACCCAGAACAUGAGGCUGCAGCGCCUUAAGGAAAUCGUCUGUGAGCAAGCCGCCAUCAAGCAAGCCACCAAGGACAAGAAAAUCACCACUGUCUGAUAUAACACUCAUACCAAAAGGGUCAGGAAUCAUCCAUGAAAUGUACUCAUACACAAGAUAUAAACAAAAUAUGUUUUGCUUAUUAUUUGUUAUAGCAUCUGGAACUGAAAUAAAAAUUAUGAG
Messenger RNA from Xenopus laevis (African clawed frog), 3147 nucleotides. RefSeq names its product exocyst complex component 4 L homeolog (gene exoc4.L). The record is from RefSeq and is a predicted model, not a curated record. The transcript has 18 exons. Gene Ontology annotation, biological process: exocytosis; protein targeting to membrane; chemical synaptic transmission. Lineage: Eukaryota; Metazoa; Chordata; Amphibia; Anura; Pipidae. Gene Ontology annotation, cellular component: exocyst; synapse; growth cone membrane. The coding region runs from base 118 to 3024 and encodes 968 amino acids.